AUGGUUUUGUAUCCAAAUCAGACUGAGCUGAUAUCUGAUGAUCAAAAUGGAAAUAUUCUUGUAUGGGACUUGAUUGCAAACUCUCAUUUCAAGAUGGAAGAUGGAGUUAUACAUGUUUAUGCAAGUGAAAAGCAUUCUGUUGAUCUCUUUCCUAUUGCAAGCAGUGCAAAAACUUUUUUCAUUGACAUGCAUCACAUUCUCAAAAUAAUCUUUGUUGGAAAUGUUCGUUUUGUAUGCUAUCAUCGAUUUAGAUUUCUUGAAGAGCUCGAAAGAGAGUUCUUCACCGAAUAUGGAGAGGCAGGAAGAUAUGAAGUUCAAGACGUGGUUGGAAAAGGCAGUUAUGGUGUUGUAGGGUCUGCCACUGAUUAG
Messenger RNA from Lactuca saligna, 369 nucleotides. Lineage: Eukaryota; Viridiplantae; Streptophyta; Magnoliopsida; Asterales; Asteraceae. The record is from the annotation of a GenBank genome assembly.